This is a messenger RNA of Olea europaea var. sylvestris, 708 nucleotides long. Its product is annotated as MADS-box transcription factor 27-like. The transcript is spliced from 4 exons. The record is from RefSeq and is a predicted model, not a curated record. NCBI's taxonomy places the organism in Eukaryota, Viridiplantae, Streptophyta, Magnoliopsida, Lamiales, Oleaceae. The coding region runs from base 20 to 349 and encodes 109 amino acids.
CUUCUGACAUAUUAAGUAUAUGAAAAUUCACAAUAAUUGCCUUCCCUUGCAGGAGCAAAUUUUAAAAGAUGAAAUCGAAGAGUUAAACCACAAGGGAAAUCUCAUGCAUCAAGAAAACAUAGAGCUGUAUAAGAAGGUAAGCCUUGUCUCUCAAGAAAAUGCAGGCUUGCAGGUAAAGGUUUAUGGCUCAGGAGGUACAAACACAGCAAACAGGGUUCCACACAUAACACGUGGAAUCAGUCAUGGUUAUGAUUUACCCAUACCUGUCAAUUUGCAGCUAAGCCAGCCACAAAUAGAGAAGAAUGAUCCACCAGCAAAUGGAAUCAAACUGGGGUUACGACUACAUUAGUUAGCCAGAUGACAGCUCCAUACAUAUCGAUUCUGCUGAAAAAUUCAAAAGAAUAGGCUUCAAUCAAUAACAUUUCACAGUUGUGCAACAAGAUGAAUGUCGAAAAAGCAUCAAAACCACCCAAUUUUGGUUCGACAGAUGGAACACCUUUAGAAUCUUCAGAUAUGUACAGCCAUGUAAACUAGUACUAAUGCUGUGCAAAUGGUUUUCUCUAGCUGAAAUUUCUUUGGUUGUUAAUGCUUGUGAUUCUGGUACUUUUAACCGUUUGAUUUAAUAAAUAUGUCGAACCAUUUACUCUGGACAUGUCAUGAUCUGUAGAAAGACUGUAAAACGAAAUGGUUUGUUAAAGUUUCUCACGA